Molecule: messenger RNA, 2434 nt
Organism: Mobula hypostoma (lesser devil ray)
Lineage: Eukaryota; Metazoa; Chordata; Chondrichthyes; Myliobatiformes; Myliobatidae
Product: transcription factor E2F1-like
Exons: 7
Coding region: 204-1496 (430 amino acids)
Biological process (GO): G1/S transition of mitotic cell cycle; regulation of transcription by RNA polymerase II
Cellular component (GO): Rb-E2F complex
Molecular function (GO): protein dimerization activity; RNA polymerase II cis-regulatory region sequence-specific DNA binding; DNA-binding transcription factor activity, RNA polymerase II-specific
Source: RefSeq, a predicted model, not a curated record
UCCUGGAUCGUGUGCGGGGCUGGAGGUUUCCCCCACCCCCUCUCCCUUCACCGCAGCAUCGGUGCUUGGGUCCGCUGCCCCAAGUGAAGCACCCCAGAUACUCCGCUCUGCAGCCAGGACCUCAACUUGCCGCCGUAAAGACACGGGGAUAACAUUUUAAAGAGUCUUUCAUUCUCGCGGCACCCCGUUCCUUAUAAGGGACAAUGUCCAAAGAAACGUUCCCGGUUGCCAUAAAGCCGGAGCCCGCUGCCACCGCCGCCGACGGGGCCCGCGGACUGCUCGGCCAAUCGCUCCUGAUCUUCUCUUCACCGGCAAGCGGCCGGGCCGAGGGGGCGGCCGAGGAGGCAGAGCGGGCGGGCGCCGAGGCUGCACGCAGGGUGCUGCUGUUCGCUGCUACUCCCCAGGGUCGCGGGUCGGCGGAAUGGGGACAGCGGCCGCCCCUGGGUCGCCCACCGGUGAAAAGGAAGUUGGAUCUGGAGAGCGAUCAUCAAUAUCUGGCUGUGGAGGUGGAUGCGGUGAAAGGGAAGGGCAAGACUUCUGGUAGAGGCCUGAAGUCACCAGUGGAGAAGACGCGGUACGACACCUCCCUCAGCCUGAUCACCAAGCGCUUCAUCCAGUUGCUGGGGCAGUCUCCCGACGGCGUACUGGACCUGAACUGGGCAGCGCAGGUCCUCGAAGUACAGAAGCGCAGGAUCUACGACAUCACUAACGUGCUGGAGGGCAUCAAACUCAUCACCAAGAAAUCUAAGAAUCACAUUCAGUGGCUGGGAGGGAGCCAGUUCCUGGAUGGUGACAUGUCUGCCCGGUACCAGGCGCUGGUGAAGGAAUUAGCUGAGCUGGAUGACAGCGAUCGCAAGCUGGAGGAACUGAUCCAGAGCUGCACUCUACAGCUCAAACUACUGACCGAGGAUGCGGAGAGCCAGAGGUUUGCUUAUGUAACCUGCCAAGACUUGCGCAGCAUCGAGGACUUGUCUGAAGAGAUGGUGAUGGUGAUUAAAGCUCCUGCGGAUACUAAGCUGCAAGUGACUGAUCCAAGUGAGGCACUGCAGAUUUCAUUGCAAAGCAGCAAGGGCCCAGUGGAUGUGUUCCUCUGUCCUGAGAGCAGCUCAGGCUCCUGUAGUCCCGUGAAGACACUCGGCAGCCCUGUGAAAGUCAGCCCCAUCAAGACGGGCAGCUUCUGCAAGCUCACCCAUCAGGAACCACCAGGAAGCACUUCCCAGGGCACGACCCUCUUGCCAUCGUCCUGUCAAGACCAGGAGACGCAUCUUGGCACUUCGCCUCCAGCAUUGGUGGACAUUAACCUCUCACCUUUGACCUCCGCUGCCUCCCUCCUGCAGCAGCCUGAAGACAUCCUUCCCUCCCUCCCAUUUGACGACACGUUCAUCAACCUCUCCCCCCCGCUGCUUCAGGACUACCACUUCGGGUUGGACGAGGGCGAGGGCAUCAGCGAGUUGUUUGACUGCAACUUCGACACUUUGCAAAACUUGGAGUUCUGAGUGAGAGGCUGUGGGUUUGCUGAAAUCCGGUUCUGUGUUGCCCCUGUGCUUGGAGUAUUUGACACUGUCUCCCCUCCUCCCCCACCGUUCUCCUCCCUCACCCCCUCACUGCCUCUGACUCGAUCGAUCCAAGUUGCAGGUAGAUUUCUCGAGGAUGACCAUCUCUUGUUCUGUGCUGGUCAGAACCAGGCUGCCGUGGAGGGAUUUGGAGACGUGGGCGAUUAUUUCCAGCUGGUGUUCAGCCGUCCCCUGCAUACAAGGGAGACAAUUCCCUAAGCUUCCUCCAUCUGUGGGGAAUAUUUUGGGCCCUUGCGCCCUGCUUUCCUCUCCCUUCCCCAGUGUUUUGGCCCCAACCCCACACAGGUUAACGCAGCAGUGCUGCAGAAGCACCUUCAGUCCACAGCAGGAGUAUCUUGAGCUCUGACUCUGUUAUGCUAAGCACUUUCUCCGCCUCCCAGCUCUCCUAGCAGUCUUUGUUGCUUUGCACAGAACGGCUUGAUUUGAUUUUGACAGCUAAAAACCUUGCUCUUUCCAACACUGGCAUGGAAGGGAGGUGGGAGUGGCUGGUGGAUGCAGGGAGGGUGAUGGGUUUUGGCACCACCCACCCUCUGGAAGCAGGUUCAGUUCCUGCUCCGUACCACUGGCGCCAAUCAUGUGAGGUGUGAGUUGGAGAGUACGGGCUUGCAGGGAGUGUGAUGGAAAGUAGAUUCAGAGCUGCUGAGUUCAAUGACUGCCCAUACCACUUCAACCCCAGACCUCCACCUCACACCCCUCUCCGUACUGACUGUCUGUGUACCACUUCAACCCCAGACCUCCCCCUCACACCCCUCUCCGUACUGACUGUCCAUGUACCACUUCAACCCCAGAUCUCCCCCUCACACCCCUCUCCAUACUGACUGUCCGUGUACCACUUCAACCCCAGAUCUCCCCCUCACACC